AUGGCACCGGCGAGCCGUCGCCUACAUACACCGCUCACAGCAACCAGUGAGCCCAGUUCGACACUCCAUCUGCCUCGAAUUCUCUGUCUCCACGGCGGUGGAACAAAUACACGUAUAUUCAGAGCACAAUGCCGUAUCCUCCGAGCCUUUCUACAGCCAUACGUGCGAUUGGUCUUUGCCGAAGCACCGUAUGCUAGCAAGCCAGGCCCUGACGUGGUAUGCGUCUACUCAGACUGGGGACCGUUCCGCAGCUGGUUACCACCACCCGAUACACCAUUAUCAACUGAGCAGGAUAUAAGCAACUAUACCGAAGAUAUCGAUUGGUGUCUGCAAGCGGCAAUAGAGGAGGACAACUUAACCGGCGCCACAGGCGAGAUUAUUGGGCUGCUAGGCUUUAGCCAAGGGGCACGGAUGGCGGCAAGUCUGCUGCUACGGACACAAGAAAACAUGGCACAACAUACCGGACACUGUCUGCCACAGUUCCGAUUUGCUGUGCUGCUUGCCGGCCGUGGCCCCUUUGUCCAGCUACACACGCCUAGUGAAAGCCCACGCCCGCGGGGGCGCACACCACAAGACCGCCUCCUGCUCCAUCUCCCUACUGUACACGUACACGGACUUUUGGACCACGGGCUGCCUCACCACCAGGAGCUUCUCGGACACUUAUGCGCGGCCGGCAGCACGACACUGAUAGAGUGGGAUGGUGGGCAUCGAGUGCCCAUCAAGACAAAGGACGUCAGUGUUGUUGUGGCAGCUAUUCUUGAUGUGGUUAGGCGUACGGGCGCCACCACAUGA
Molecule: messenger RNA, 792 nt
Organism: [Torrubiella] hemipterigena
Lineage: Eukaryota; Fungi; Ascomycota; Sordariomycetes; Hypocreales; Clavicipitaceae
Source: the annotation of a GenBank genome assembly